Messenger RNA from Selaginella moellendorffii, 632 nucleotides. RefSeq lists its product as uncharacterized. NCBI's taxonomy places the organism in Eukaryota, Viridiplantae, Streptophyta, Lycopodiopsida, Selaginellales, Selaginellaceae. The coding region runs from base 29 to 502 and encodes 157 amino acids. The transcript is spliced from 2 exons. The record is from RefSeq and is a predicted model, not a curated record.
CACGCUUGCAUCCACGUUUCUCAAAGCCAUGGCAUCAUCGCCCCUGUUUCCUCUCCUCCUCCUCACCUCCUUCAUGGUCCUGCUUCUCAUGGGCACUCCAUCACAGGCCACUUGUGGAGGAUUCCACAAAUCAUGCCGUGACCCGAAAGUACUCGGCGCCACAAGGCUGGUGCUCGAGUGCCAAAGGAGCUCAGGCCGCUUCUAUGCUCCCACGAGCAUCGACUUGGCAUGGUGCCUCCAGGUGAAGCCCGACGGGACGCUCACUUGCAACAACUACGGCGAGUCUUUUUACCCCAACGUUGGGUACUACUCAAAAUGCAGCGAAUUCCAUUUAGAAGCAGAUCUCUUUUUCAAUGAACGCGAUUUCAGUGCAACUUGCAAGGCCAAGGACGGAAGCACUGUGACCAGCACCAUCGACCUCAAAGAUUGCCUCUACAAUGACAACGGAAACAUCGAAUGCUGCAAAGAGUUUCGUCCAAGCUUUGCUUCCACAACCUUUUAAUACGCGUAUACGGUUCUAAGUAGAUACGAGAAUAAUGUGACAGGUGUCACUUCCACAUUGUGCCACGUAAUGAUCUUUGUUUAUAUUACGCUUUCAAAUCGCCUUGCGUGAUUCGCCGGGAGUGAUACCA